This is a messenger RNA of Plasmodium adleri (nom. inval.), 309 nucleotides long. Its product is annotated as conserved Plasmodium protein, unknown function. The record is from RefSeq and is a predicted model, not a curated record. The transcript has a single exon. NCBI's taxonomy places the organism in Eukaryota, Apicomplexa, Aconoidasida, Haemosporida, Plasmodiidae. Bases 1 to 309 code for a protein of 102 amino acids.
AUGAAAAUUCUACAAAAUUUUACAUUUAUUAUUUUCCUCUUAAUAAGCCUUAUUUUUAUUUCAUCAUGUUCAAAUACAAAUGAGAACUAUAAACCAAAAAACAUUGACCCCCGAAUAUUACAAUUAACAACAGAAAUAGAAAAAACAAAAAAGAAAUUUGAUAUUAUACGAUCAUUAAUUCUUUCAGGAACACUUUUUUUGUCUUUAACAGCAAUGACUGGGAUAGCAGUACACGAUUAUUAUCAAUUUCUUCAACAUACAAAAAAUACUAAGGAUGCCGCAGUAGAAACUAUAUAUAAAGGGAUAUAA